AUGGCCGACGAAGAUCUGUACGACGAUGAGAACCCUGGAUCGGGCAUUCUGUACCCUCGUUCUGCCUCGUUAAGUCAUGGUCCAACAGCAUCGUCUCGAUCGAGCAGUCCUUAUCCCAACUCCCCUCAUCCACCGCCGGGAGAAACGGAGCGUCGUCUGAGUUUGCUCAGCGCGGCGACCAACUCGAGCGAUCCCUAUGGCUCGAGUUACAGCAUGACCUCGGAUCCCACCAAUAUCCAUCAGAUUAUUCAACAUCAAAGCGACGAUCAGAAUGAACGAGAAAGUGGAGAUAAUGCCGAGGAGAGCCAAUUCACGGCCGUCACUUCGGCCACCACUCCAACCCCCAAGAAGAGCGGGGUCCGCCACUACAAGGUGGAAGAUUAUCCGUUGCCCAAAGACGUCUCGGAUCAGUUGGUAGCACACAUGGAGAAGCGAGUUACCGAAGUGCUAGAGCACAGUCGAUUUCUGCAACGUCAUUGUGGCUUUGAUGUACCCCGUUUUAGCCACACCGACGUCGAGACGGGGGAACCCAUUGCCCGAGGUGGAUUCGCCGUCAUUAUGGAAAUCAAGUGGUUCACUACAGGAUGUGAACUCAACGAAGAUGAAAACGAAGACAAAGAGUACGUCCUCAAAUAUCUCAACCCCAAAUUGAUUGCCAAAUUCCUGCAAGAUAAGGACAAUGACAAGGUCUUUGCCGGUGCCAAAGAUCUCGUGCUCGAGGCCCACAUUCUUAGUGCCGUCAAUCAUACCAACAUUAUUGCUCUGCGAGGAUUGAGCACUCAUGGUAUACAUGGAUACAAGGCCACGGGAGGACGGGCCGAUGGAUUCUUUAUGGUCUUGGAUCGUCUCACCGGCACUCUCAGCCAGCGGAUCUUUACCGAUUGGAAGGAAAAAGCCGAUGCCAAUCCUCAUCUCCAGCAUCUGGACAAUUUGACCACCAACACCAUGACGAUGGAUUUCUUUGUCGAUCGGAUUCGAACCGCCUUGGAUGUCGCCUCGGCACUCAUCUACUUGCACGAUCAUCAAAUAUUGCAUCGUGACAUCAAGCCCGCCAACAUUGGGUUUGACGCCAACGGCGUACUCAAGGUCUUUGAUUUUGGGCUCGCCGUGGAGGUUCCCUACUCGGACAAACCCAACCAAUUGUAUGACCUCAGUGGCAACACGGGUACACCACGAUUCAUGGCGCCCGAAGUGAUGAAGCGAAAACCAUACAAUUUCAAGGCCGAUGUCUACUCCUUCUCCAUAUUGUUGUGGGAAAUGUUGGCGUUGGAAAAACCCUACCAGGGUAUGGACGGAGAAGCCGUUCGAGAAACUGUCGCCCUCAAGAGCGAACGACCUCCCAUGCCCGAGCGAUGGCCAGAGAAUAUCGCCAAGCUCUUCAAGAGAGGAUGGGCCAAGAAGAUUGAUCAUCGACCCACCAUGGCGGAGAUGCAUCACUGUUUGACAUUCUUGCUGGCCAGUCCUCUGCAACCCACACCACUCCCCUCCAAGCAUUCCUCCAUGUUGCCCGGGAAAAAGCUCUUCCGGGCCCGACGGUCGUUGGACAACAAUAAAUAG
This is a messenger RNA of Seminavis robusta, 1557 nucleotides long. The record is from the annotation of a GenBank genome assembly. Lineage: Eukaryota; Bacillariophyta; Bacillariophyceae; Naviculales; Naviculaceae.